Messenger RNA from Tetrahymena thermophila SB210, 273 nucleotides. RefSeq lists its product as hypothetical. NCBI's taxonomy places the organism in Eukaryota, Ciliophora, Oligohymenophorea, Hymenostomatida, Tetrahymenidae. The transcript is spliced from 2 exons. The record is from RefSeq and is a predicted model, not a curated record.
AUGUGUGUAUUUGAAAUGUAAAAAGAAUUUUUGAAGUUAAGGAUUGCAAUAAAAUUACUAUUAACGCCUGAAUAAUACUCUGCAAUUUAAAUGUGUGGAUGUGAUUUGGAUGAUGCAGAGCAAACCCUUGAUAUUGAAUUAAAAGAAUAAAAGAUAUAAAAAGAACCUAUAAAAAACGAGUUACAAGCCUCUAGCCUUAGUAUUUCAGAUAUUCAAAAUCCAAUAAAUAGUUCUGAUAACUAAGCAGGACUGUUUAGAGAAAUUUUUCAAUGA